Molecule: messenger RNA, 1456 nt
Organism: Camelus dromedarius (Arabian camel)
Lineage: Eukaryota; Metazoa; Chordata; Mammalia; Artiodactyla; Camelidae
Gene: EHBP1
Product: EH domain binding protein 1
Biological process (GO): actin cytoskeleton organization
Cellular component (GO): microtubule organizing center; filamentous actin
Source: RefSeq, a predicted model, not a curated record
GGAGGUUGAGCCGCCGUGGGUAGGGUUAGUGUGAGAGGUGCGGCGGGGGAGUUCUCCAGAAUACACAUCAUAUAGCCCCUGAGGUGGAAUGGUGAUGAUUCCAUGAGGGAACCUCCUCCUACUCAUCCUGUCAUGUGUGUCAUACUGUUCUUGACUGGGCCAUUCAUCUAAGAUGGGAUUUACCCUGUGAGACAGGGAGAAGACUUAUGGACCCCAAACAUCAUUUCAAGUUGUAGUUGAGUUUUUUUUUAAGUACAGACAUACAUGCAAAGCUCCUUUGCUUUGGACCCUCUGCUUUGUUAAAGCUGCUGUGUUGCUCACCCAGAACUGCUUUACUGUUUUGACUGAUCAUCAUGGCUUCAGUUUGGAAGAGACUGCAGCGUGUGGGAAAACAUGCAUCCAAGUUCCAGUUUGUGGCCUCCUACCAGGAGCUGAUGGUUGAAUGUACCAAGAAAUGGCAACCAGAUAAACUGGUGGUAGUCUGGACAAGAAGAAGCCGAAGGAAGUCUUCCAAGGCUCAUAGCUGGCAGCCUGGAAUAAAAAAUCCAUACCGUGGUGUUGUAGUGUGGCCUGUUCCUGAAAACAUUGAAAUCACUGUGACACUUUUCAAGGAUCCUCAUGCAGAGGAAUUUGAAGAUAAAGAGUGGACAUUUGUCAUAGAAAAUGAAUCCCCUUCUGGUCGAAGGAAAGCUCUUGCUACUAGCAGCAUCAACAUGAAACAGUAUGCAAGCCCAAUGCCAACUCAGACUGACGUCAAGUUAAAAUUCAAGCCAUUGUCUAAAAAAGUUGUAUCUGCCACUCUUCAGUUUUCAUUAUCUUGCAUUUUCCUUCGGGAAGGAAAAGCCACGGAUGAAGACAUGCAAAGUUUGGCUAGUUUGAUGAGUAUGAAGCAGGCUGAUAUUGGCAAUUUAGAUGACUUUGAAGAAGAUAAUGAAGAAGAUGAUGAGAACCGAGUGAACCAAGAAGAAAAGGCAGCAAAAAUUACAGAAAUUGUAAACCAAUUGAAUGCUCUGAGCAGCUUAGAUGAAGAUCAAGAUGACUGCAUAAAGCAAGCAAAUAAGCCUUCAGCUAAAUCAGCCAGUUCCUCUGAAGAGCUUAUCAACAAACUUAACUUUUUGGACGAAGCAGAAAAGGACUUGGCCACUGUGAAUUUAAAUCCAUUUGGUGAUCCUGAUGUAGCAGAAUUAAAUCCGUUUGGAGAUCCUGAUUCAGAAGAACAAAUCUCUGAAACAGUUUCACCUAAAAAACCAGAAGAAUCUUUUUAUAAUAACAGCUAUAAUCCCUUUAAAGAGGUACAGACUCCACAGUAUUUGAACCCAUUCGAUGAGCCAGAAACCUUUGUAACUAUAAAGGAUUCUCCUCCCCAGCCUACAAAAAGAAAAAAUUUAAGACCAGUGGACAUGAGCAAGUAUCUCUAUGCUGAUAGUUCCAGAACUGAAGAAGAGGAGUUGGAUGA